Priapulus caudatus is the source of this 1251-nucleotide messenger RNA. Its product is annotated as gastrula zinc finger protein XlCGF17.1-like. Gene Ontology annotation, cellular component: nucleus. The transcript has 2 exons. Gene Ontology annotation, biological process: regulation of transcription by RNA polymerase II. Gene Ontology annotation, molecular function: DNA-binding transcription factor activity, RNA polymerase II-specific; RNA polymerase II cis-regulatory region sequence-specific DNA binding. The record is from RefSeq and is a predicted model, not a curated record. The coding region runs from base 36 to 1025 and encodes 329 amino acids. Lineage: Eukaryota; Metazoa; Priapulida; Priapulimorpha; Priapulimorphida; Priapulidae.
GGCUCGAAACCCCGCAAAUCUGAGCGAUCUGUCUGAUGGAGCCUUCUCCUUCAGAUAUGCCACACCUUGGGGGAGAGAAGUCCUACGUGUGUGAUGUGUGUGGAUACGCCAGCUCCAGGCUAGAUCAUCUUAAGAGUCACAUGCACAUUCACACAGGAGAGAAGCCAUUUGCGUGCGAUAUAUGUGAAUACAGGUGUAGUACCUCCAGUCAUCUCAAGACACACGUGCGCACUCACACAGCGGAAAAGCCGUAUGCGUGUGAUACAUGUGAACACAGAUAUACGAGCUUCCAUAAUCUUAAGCAACACAUGAGCACUCACACGGGAGAGAAACCGUUUGCAUGUGAGAGAUGUGAAUACAAGUGUACGGCCUCCGGUGAUCUCAAGAAACACAUGCGCACUCACACGGGAGAAAAGCCAUACAUGUGUGACAUAUGUGAACACAGAUAUACUACCCUGGGUAGUCUGAAGGUGCACAAGCGCACUCACACGGGAGAGAGGCCAUAUGCGUGCGAUAUAUGUGAAUACAGGUGUAGUACCUCCAGUCAUCUCAAGGAACAUAUGCGCACUCACACGGAAGAGAGGCUAUAUGCGUGCGAUAUAUGUGAAUGCAGAUAUAAGUCCUCCAGUGAACUCACGCGACACAUGCGCAGUCACAUGGUAGAGAGGCCAUUUCCAUGUGACAAAUGUGAAUACAAGGGUAAGACCUUUAGUGAUCUCAAGAAACACAUGCGCACUCACACGGGAGAAAAGCCAUACAUGUGUGAUAUAUGUGGACACAGAUAUGCUACCCUCGGUAGUCUGAAGGUGCACAUGCGCACUCACACGGGAGAGAGGCCAUAUGCGUGCGAUAUAUGUGAAUGCAGAUAUAAGUCGUCCAGUGAACUCACGCGACACAUGCGCAGUCACAUGGUAGCGAGGCCAUUUCCAUGUGACAAAUGUGAAUACAAGGGUAAGACCUUCAGUGAUCUCAAGAAACACAUGCGCACUCACACAGGAAAAGCCGUACUUGUGCGAUAUAUGUGAACACAGAUAUACGAGCUUCGAAAAUCUUAAGCAACACGUGCACUCAUACAGGAGAGAAACCGUUUGCAUGUGACAAGUGUGAAUGCAAGUUUACUGCCCGCAGUUCACUAGACACCAGCGCACUCACAAAAAAACGAGCGCGUGAUACACGCAUCUACGCAGGGCAAAUACAUAAACCAGGACUUGCAUAUAUAUCAAGAGCUCAUAAUAGAGAAGAGUAUGACAC